Messenger RNA from Agelaius phoeniceus (red-winged blackbird), 450 nucleotides. NCBI's taxonomy places the organism in Eukaryota, Metazoa, Chordata, Aves, Passeriformes, Icteridae. The record is from RefSeq and is a predicted model, not a curated record.
AUGGGUUGGAAGCAGCAAAAAUCGGUGGGGAGUUUUGGGAUCCUGAAUUUGGGGGGUUUGGGGUCUUUAUUGGGGGAUUCCGUGCGCCACAACCUCUCCUCCAACCCCUGCUUCGCCAAGGUGCUGAAGGACCCCUCCAAACCCCACUCCAAGGGCAAUUUCUGGACCGUGGACGUUGCCCGGAUCCCCCCGGCCGCGCUGAGGCUCCAGAACACGCCCGUGGCCCGCGGCUCCGCCUUCGCCCCCGACCUGGCCCCGUUCGUGCUCCGGGGCUGCCCCUACCCCCCCUGCCCGGGCCCCCCAACCUCCCCCUUCUCCAUCGAGGCCUUGCUCAGUGGCGAGGUCGCCAUGGCGACGGCCCCGCCUGUGGCAGCGGCGGGCGCGGCCCGAGGGCGCGGCGGGGACAGCGAGGGGACAACGAGGGGACAACGCGGGGGACAGCGCCGGUAA